UCCUGAAAGUUUUUGGUUUAAUGAAAUAUGAUCUGUGUUUAACACAAGGUGCACAGGUGCUCCUAUAGCCACAGAAAACAAUAAUUAUUAUGUGGGGGCUAUUUUCCCUCCACUCAAUAAUAAAUCUAUUCAAGUUAUAUCUCUUCUAGUCACGUUCUCCUUUAAGGAUCACCUUCUGCCAUCCCUGUCCAAAGUCCUGGGGUGCUUCUUGAUAAGGUAGACACUGUUGGCACCACCGUCACUCUGCUAUACGCCGUCCCAGGACGACGUCUCUCACCCAGGAUGGACAACGUGUACGAGGCCCCGGAGCUCUACCAGAACCAGUCGUCAGGUGUAUAUGAAAUGACCUGCGAGGAGGAAGAGGUGUAUGAGGAGCCCUCGGACAUGAUGGCAGAGUACCAGAACACCGGGCGGGCCAGAGGAACAAUACCAACUCCCCCCUCUGUCCCACCACCCCCCCGUCCCACCAAGGAGAGGCGAGGCAGUUCUUCAUCGUCAUCCUCGUCCUCCUCGCAUGUUGAGGAUAGAGAGAGAGGGCCGGCGGAAGACUGGAAAAGGGAGGAGGAGGACGAUAAGAUUGAGGUGAAAGAGAGAAGCAAAGACCUUGUGUGUGAGAGGGGGUCUCCAGAAGUGGAGGAGGAUGGCAGAAAGUCAUCACGCAGGUCCUCAUCAUCAUCUUCAUCGUCUUCAUCAGCCUCAGAGAAGGAGGGAGCCGAGGAGAAGCCAGAGCCUGAAAAGGACGUGCCGGAGAUCGCACUUUUUACAAAGGCCGGUAGUGAUGGCGAGAGCAUUGGAAACUGUCCGUUCUCUCAGCGCCUCUUCAUGAUCCUCUGGCUGAAGGGGGUCGUCUUCAAUGUCACCACUGUCGACCUCAAGAGGAAACCGGCCGACCUGCACAACCUGGCCCCGGGGACUCACCCGCCCUUCCUCACCUUCCAGGGGGAGGUUCUCACCGACGUCAACAAGGUGGAGGAGCAUCUGGAGGCCAUGCUGGCUCCGCCCAAGUAUCCCAAACUGGCAGCAAAGAACCGGGGAUCCAACACGGCAGGAAAUGACAUAUUUGCCAAGUUCUCAGCUUACGUGAAAAACACACGACCGGAUAAGCACAGAGAUUUGGAGAAGAGUCUGAACAAGGCCUUGGCCAAGCUGGACGAGUAUCUGCAGAGUCCGCUGGCCGACGAGGGGCAGGAGGGACGCGGCGGCGGAAAGGAGGAGUCGACUCGCAAAUACCUGGACGGCGACGAGCUCACAUUGGCCGACUGCAACCUCUUGCCCAAACUCCAUGUCGUCAAGGUGGUCGCGAAGAAAUACCGGAACUAUGACAUCCCGUCUGAAUUCAGAGGGGUGUGGCGUUACCUCGGCAACGCCUACAGCCGAGACGAGUUCAACAACACGUGUGCGGCGGACGUGGAAAUCGAGCUCGCCUACAGGGACGUGGCCAAGAGGCUGGGGAAAUGAACCACACACACUCACUAUUUAGCCUUUUUCUGUUUUUUGGGGGGGAAAUCUAACUUCUGAUUCACAUUCACUCUUCUCUACGCAGGAGGAUGUAUCAUAUUUUUUUUAACACUGAUUUGCUGAAAUAUGCUUGAAUGCUUUGUUUUCUAAAGAGAGCAUGUUCACUCUGAUGCCUCUGAAACAAAUGAUGGACGUGCACAACUGUUUCUUUAUGCUGAUUAUACUGCGGAUCAUUUUCAGAAAGUAGUGGUGUUAUUAAUUAUGGGGGGAAAUAAUCAUGUUAGCUAUAGAUUUGUUCUUGUAGAUUAAAAACUGACAGAACAAUGUUGUAAAAAUACAGUUAGGAAAUAAAAUAAAAUAAAAAAUUUGAGGCAGUUAAAUGAAAUUAUAAUGAAAUAUGAAUAGUUUUUGAUGGAGAUUACUUAUCCAAUCUCCUUUAAAAACACAAUAUUACUUUAACAGUCUCGCACCACAGUCUACAGCCCAUUAUAACAGUGUAUUUCAGAUUAAAAGUUUUACAGUCAAUCUUAAAAAUAAGGCGAUUGUGAGAAGAAAAGCUGUCGACGAAUGUAAUUUUAAUCACGAGUGCCUUCGUGAAGCUCUCAUCUGCCUCCAGCGCUUUAUGUCUGUACAGUAAAUUAUAUAUAUUUGAAUAUAAAAUGAAUGGGAAUUAUCGAUGUCAUCCAAGGACGUCUGCUUGGUGAAUCUGUGUGAUGAUGAUAAGAUACGUCUGUAAAUGAUUAUAGCUCAAGUGCAUCAAUAGUCUUUCUGAUGAUUAGAAGCACAAACCCACUUGUGUACAUGUCACUUCUUUGAAUAAAAAUCUAUUUUCUCAGA
This is a messenger RNA of Scophthalmus maximus (turbot), 2295 nucleotides long. RefSeq names its product chloride intracellular channel 5a (gene clic5a). The transcript has 6 exons. NCBI's taxonomy places the organism in Eukaryota, Metazoa, Chordata, Actinopteri, Pleuronectiformes, Scophthalmidae. The record is from RefSeq and is a predicted model, not a curated record. Bases 283 to 1458 code for a protein of 391 amino acids.